AUUAAAUCUAUAUAAAGGACGCCAGGGCACGCAAAUUCAGAUAUACCUAUUCAUUCCACGUUAGUCACAAAAUCAAACAACAGAUGAGUGAUAAAAUUCGUAGAAUAGCAUGUUCCUCAGAGAUCUUGGUGAUGAGAGAAAUUUCAUUGCCAAAGGCAUCAAUUACUAUCUAGGCGUGAUACAGUUUCUUAAUCACUGGAAGGGGAGUGGGUAGUGCAAGAGGGUGGAGUAGUUGACAACAUACCGAAAGAGCACGAUCUUGGUCGCGGGCUGGUGUUAUGUUAAAAGUGUUGAUAGGAGUGAUAUCUGCCAAGUCUUUUGAGAUGUCAGCAGGAGGACUCUCAAGUCAAUUUCGGACGACUUCGACAACCCCGACAUUUCGACAACAAAUUCCCACCCCUCGUCCUUCCGGAGUAGCCCUCGCCAUGGCCGAUAUCGAUGUCACGAUUGCUCAGUGGAAGCUGGUUGAGGUUGGCCGCGUUGUGCUGAUCCGCAGCGGUCCCUUCACCGGCAAGCUCGCUGCCAUUGUUGAGAUUGUCGACCACAGACGUGUUCUGGUUGAUGGUCCCUCCACCGAGGAGAAGAAGAUCGUCCCCCGCCACGUCGUUCCUCUCGCUCACGUCACCCUCACUCACUUCGUCAUCCCCCAGCUGCCCCGCGCCGCCGGCACUGGCCCCGUGAGAAAGCUCUGGCAGAAGAACGAGAUCGAUGGCAAGUGGGCCAAGUCCAGCUUCGCCCAGAAGACUGAGCGCGUCGAGCGGAGGAAGAACCUGACCGACUUCGAGCGCUUCAAGGUCCUCAGACUCAGGAAGCAGGCUCGCUACGAGGUCCAGAAGGCUCACGCCAAGAUCAGGGCGGCUGCUCCUAAGUCAUAGACGGUUUAUGAGGCUCGGUGCAUAGUGUGACAGGGUGCCUUGGGACGGUUUAUUUGCUGAGGGUUUAAUUUAUUUCAGCAAAAAAUUCGCUGUACGCAUUAUUGACAGCAUAAAAUGAUUCAAGAACCUUUGAUAUCCUGACCUGGGUUAUCCUCGUACGUCAUGAAAGAUGAAAGGCGGCUCGGAACGGCUUUCAAUUUAGUAUAUGGCAAUGGUAUCUCUGGGUAUUAAUGCUCUUGACACGAUAAAGCGGGUCAGUCAGCCUCCUAGAUGAAUCCAGUCAACAGACACAUUUUUCCC
Aspergillus heteromorphus CBS 117.55 is the source of this 1175-nucleotide messenger RNA. Its product is annotated as 60S ribosomal eL14 domain-containing protein. The record is from RefSeq and is a predicted model, not a curated record. The coding region runs from base 279 to 875 and encodes 198 amino acids. Gene Ontology annotation, cellular component: ribosome; cytosolic large ribosomal subunit. Gene Ontology annotation, biological process: translation; ribosomal large subunit biogenesis. The transcript is spliced from 5 exons. Gene Ontology annotation, molecular function: structural constituent of ribosome; RNA binding. Lineage: Eukaryota; Fungi; Ascomycota; Eurotiomycetes; Eurotiales; Aspergillaceae.